Messenger RNA from Penaeus chinensis, 450 nucleotides. Its product is annotated as glycine-rich cell wall structural protein 1.0-like. The record is from RefSeq and is a predicted model, not a curated record. The coding region runs from base 32 to 445 and encodes 137 amino acids. Lineage: Eukaryota; Metazoa; Arthropoda; Malacostraca; Decapoda; Penaeidae. The transcript has 2 exons.
GGCCUGACUUCAAACCGGAAAGCUUUGCACAAUGAAAUACAUUGUCGUACUUCUGUUGGUGGCAGCCAUGGCGGCCUGUGUCCUGGCGGGAGGCUCUGGAGGCGGUUAUGGUGGGGGCUAUGGAGGAGGCCGUGGAGGCUAUAGCGGAGGCUAUGGUGGGGGCUACGGAGGAGGCUUUGGAGGCGGUUAUGGUGGCGGCUACGGCGGCGGUCGUGGAGGCUAUGGAGGCGGUUAUGGCGGCGGUCUCGGAGGCUAUGGUGGGGGCUACGGAGGCGGUAAUGGAGGCUAUGGAGGCGGUUAUGGUGGGGGCUACGGAGGCGGUCGCGGAGGCGGUUAUGGCGGGGGUCGCGGAGGCUAUGGAGGCGGUUAUGGUGGCGGCUACGGAGGCGGUCGUGGAGGAGGCUAUGGUGGCGGCUACAGCAGUGGCUACGGAUACGGGAAAUAAUAAUU